GGUAUGACCGAGGUGAAGCUGGCCGUGCUGGGCGGUAGCGGAGCCGGCAAGUCGGCGCUGGCGGUGCGGUUUCUGACCAGGCGGUUCAUCGGAGAGUACGCGUCCAACGCCGAAUGCAUCUACACUAAACACUUAUGCCUGGAUGGGAGGCAGAUACAAUUGGAAAUUUAUGACCCUUGUUCACAGGCACAGUGGGGGAAGCUCUCCUUCACAGACGAGCUCCACUGGGCUGAUGGAUUUAUCAUUGUUUAUGACAUCAGUGACAGAGCAUCAUUUGCAUUUGCAAAAGCAUUGCUGUACAGGAUCCGAGAAUCUCACACAGGAGCUUGUAAAAAAAUGAUCGAGUCAUCGGUAUUUUUGGUUGGUAAUAAACAGGAUUUAUGCCACAUGAGGGAAGUUGGCUGGGAUGAAGGACAAAAGCUGGCAAUGGAUAACAAGUGCCAAUUCUGUGAACUGUCUGCAGCAGAACAUUAUCAGGAAGUUGUGGCAAUGUUCACAAAAGUCCUGAAGAAUGUCACCUCAAAUCUCAAAGUGAAGGAAAAGAGAAGACCAAGUGGAUCAAAGUCAAUGGCCAAGUUAAUCAACAAUGUGUUUGGAAAGAGAAGGAAAUCUGUGUAAAAGAUGGUUAGUCUUGAAGUAGGAAUAAGCUGAAAUAAUGGAGCACAGGCAGCUCUUGUGAUUCAGUCCAUUUCCUCCAAAGGUCAAUCUCUGGAGGAGUAAGACAGUAGAAACCAAAGGCAGGAGAUACUAUUGUCAAGUGGACAGGGUCUAGACCUA
This is a messenger RNA of Gavia stellata (red-throated loon), 777 nucleotides long. It is a transcript of the gene RERGL, whose product is annotated as RERG like. Gene Ontology annotation, molecular function: GTPase activity; GTP binding. The transcript has 5 exons. The record is from RefSeq and is a predicted model, not a curated record. NCBI's taxonomy places the organism in Eukaryota, Metazoa, Chordata, Aves, Gaviiformes, Gaviidae. The coding region runs from base 4 to 618 and encodes 204 amino acids.